Messenger RNA from Camellia sinensis, 570 nucleotides. The record is from RefSeq and is a predicted model, not a curated record. NCBI's taxonomy places the organism in Eukaryota, Viridiplantae, Streptophyta, Magnoliopsida, Ericales, Theaceae.
UAAAAGCAACUGAGCUGCAGUGGAAAAAAAAGAAAAAAGAAAGAAGACAAAACAUAAUAAGAAAAAAAGACAAAUUAAAGCUGUGAGCUCUUCCAUUAGAGCUCUAAAACAUUUUUUAGAGUCUUGGCAUUACAGAGAAGAAGAGAUGGAGAAGAUAGAGCAUAAGAGCGUAAGCGUGAAUGGCAUAAACAUGCACGUAGCAGAGACAGGUGAAGGACCAGCUGUCCUCUUUCUUCACGGCUUCCCUGAGCUAUGGUACUCAUGGCGCCACCAGAUGCUCUCUCUCUCCUCUUCCGGCUACAGAGCAAUCGCCCCCGAUCUCCGCGGCUACGGAGACACCGAUGCUCCUCCUUCCGCCACCAGCUACACCGUCCUCCACAUCAUCGGCGAUCUCGUCUCCCUCCUCGACUCCUUGGAUCUCCACCAGAUCUUCCUCGUCGGUCACGAUUGGGGCGCCAUUAUCGCCUGGGCCUUCUGCUUGCUCCGCCCUGACCGAAUCAAAGCUCUCGUCAACAUGAGCGUUCCUUUUCAACCCAGGCAUCCUUCCUUUAAACCUCUCCAAUCUCUCCG